GGUUUACAGAAGGUGUGGUUGUGUUCAUUGUCUGUAGUGACGUGAGAAUCUUUCCCUUUCGAGUAGGAAGUGGUCGUGAAGAUUUUCUUUCAGUGAUUGAUCGUGGGUCAGAAAGGAUGAAGUUUUGAGUUAUGCUUGGAAGGGAGGAGAUUGUUAGCAGCAUGCGACUUCCAAUUGUGCGAUGUUGAUAGGCUGUUGGAGUGUGGGUUUGAAGUUUUAAUUGGCAUUGUAAAGGAAUCAACAGCUGGUUUUACGCAUGAUGGAUACCAUCAAAAUAGAACAACUUAAGACUGAACUAAGGACGUGCACGGCUUGCGGUGAACCGAUUGCAGAUAAGUACCUCUUCGACGUUGAUGGAUGCUCGUGGCACGGUUCCUGCCUGCGAUGUUCCGUCUGUCUGACGCUGCUGGAGCGACAGCCAUCGUGCUACUUUCGCGAUCGACAGGUCUACUGUCGAUCGGAUUAUGCAAAAGCCUUUGGCGCCAAAUGUUCAAAAUGCUCGCGAUCGAUCGCCCCCUCCGAUUGGGUUCGAAAAGCUCGAGACCUAGUGUUCCACCUGGCUUGCUUUUCCUGUGACACCUGCGGCCGACAGCUUUCCACCGGGGAACAGUUUGCCUUGAUCGACGACAAAGUCAUGUGCAAGAUUCACUACAUGGACAACGCCGAUGAGUCAAACUCCAGUGACGAUGGUUGCAGUACCGAUGGCUUCAAUAAAAACAAAUCGAAACGGGUGCGGACGACGUUCACCGAGGAGCAGCUUCACAUUCUGCAGGCAAACUUCCAAAUCGACAGCAAUCCGGACGGGCAGGAUCUGGAGAGGAUAGCUCAACUAACGGGACUCAGCAAGAGGGUUACCCAGGUGUGGUUCCAGAAUUCCAGAGCCAGACAGAAAAAGCAUACACACGUUUCUCGCGAUCACAGUGCUGGAAUGUACAACGCCCUCCGACAGGAUCUCAACAACAACAGUAAUACAAGCCUCAGUGAUAACGACAGUGGCAUGGGAAAACCACCAUCCAUGUUCAAUCAGCAUGUCAAUCUAAUCAACCUGAUGGUGUAACACAUAGGCAUGCAAUCGCUGUUGCACUUGCCACCGCCACCACAGCCUCCGGCGGGAGGAAGCUGUCCAAUGGAUGAUUGCACCGUUGAGUUGAACCAAGGGAAAUCGAAUCACAUGUGUUGAAUGGAAUAGAGUCGAUCACGAUCUAAAGUUAAACUGCAGACGUGAGCGGGUGUUAUCGUCCUCAUGGGAGACGAAGAAUAUCAGGAAACCAAAGAUCUGACAUAUAAUGUGUAUAGGGGACUAGAAUCGUUUAGUUAAAUUUUAGUAUUUAUAAAAAAUUCAAUUCAAAACAUUGGUUUUAAUCUAAUCUGUAAUGCUAGAAUAUAAUGUAUGGAUGUCAAAUGAGGCAACUCAUUGAGUAUAGGUGUAAAUACUUUUUACAGGUACCUAA
Messenger RNA from Ochlerotatus camptorhynchus, 1451 nucleotides. RefSeq names its product LIM/homeobox protein Awh-like. The record is from RefSeq and is a predicted model, not a curated record. Bases 257 to 1057 code for a protein of 266 amino acids. The transcript has 6 exons. Gene Ontology annotation, biological process: neuron differentiation; regulation of transcription by RNA polymerase II. Gene Ontology annotation, cellular component: nucleus. NCBI's taxonomy places the organism in Eukaryota, Metazoa, Arthropoda, Insecta, Diptera, Culicidae. Gene Ontology annotation, molecular function: DNA-binding transcription factor activity, RNA polymerase II-specific; RNA polymerase II transcription regulatory region sequence-specific DNA binding.